AUGUCUUACUACGAGCAGUGCAAGCAGCCCUGCCUGCCCCCUCCCAUCUGCGUGCAGAAAUGCAACCAGUGUGUGGAGCCCUGCAAGACAGUGUGCGUGGAGCCCUGCAGCAACAUCUGUGUGAAGCCAUGCUCCACGCAGUGCGUGGAGGUCUGUGCCCCUAAGUGUGUGGAUGUCUGCCCGGCUCCCUGUGCCUCCGAGUGCACCACAUGCUGCACCACCCAGUGCGUGGAGCCCUGCAGCACCCAGUGCACCACCCAGUGCACCACCCAGUGCGUGGAGCCCUGCAGCACGCAGUGCGUCGAGGUCUGUCCCCCCACAUGCAUCGAUGCCUGCAUAAAGCCCUGUGCCACCCAGUGCCCGACCCACUGCACCACCCAGUGCGUGGAGCCCUGCAUCAGCCAGUGCAGCACCAAGUGUGUGGAGCCCUGCCCGCCAGCGUGCGUGGAGGUGUGCGCUAAGAAGUGUGAUACGUGCGAGACCGUGUGCCUGGAGCCGUGCGGCACCGUCUGCUCUCACCCAUGCUAAUUGCCUUAAUUGAAUG
Cygnus atratus (black swan) is the source of this 544-nucleotide messenger RNA. RefSeq names its product keratin-associated protein 5-5-like. The transcript has a single exon. Bases 1 to 528 code for a protein of 175 amino acids. The record is from RefSeq and is a predicted model, not a curated record. Lineage: Eukaryota; Metazoa; Chordata; Aves; Anseriformes; Anatidae.